CUUCAACCACCCCGCUCUCUCUCUCUCGGCUCUCACGCGAAACACAAACUCAACAUAGGACAAAAGUGUUGAGCCUCCGCGUAGUCCAAACUUUUUUUCGAAACGUUUUUAAGCCAUUUGCGAAGGCUCCUUCGGGCUCUGCGUUCAUCAUGACAAGUUAACCCGAGUUCCUGUGCCAUUUAAACAAGGUUAGAAAGACAGCGACAGCAACAGUUGUGCUGGGUAUUACAGUCAAGUUAGCUCGGUGCUACGUCAGUUUGGAAGCCGGGUUUUGUCCAUCACUUCUUGUUACAAAUACUUGAUGACGUGGACUUAUUUCGAUUACAAAACGCUGAGAGAGAUUGCCAGGAGUUGUUUCUCACCGAGCUGGAAUUACAACAAACGUCGGGCGCUUCCUCCCUUAUAAAUAAAGGCGCUGAAUGGCCUCUGUUGUAGCGGUGAAAACCGAGAAACGAACUGCAGCUGAUUCUCAGGAUGCAGAUUCAAAUGGGAAGAAGCCUAGGAAGCUGUUGCCCAGCCUGAAGACAAAGCAUGCCCCCGAGCUCGUAUUGGUGAUCGGCACGGGGAUAAGCUCCGCCGUGGCCCCGCAGGUCCCCGCUCUCCGCUCCUGGAAAGGCCUCAUUCAGGCGCUGCUGGAUGCCGCCAAUGACUUUGACUUACUCGAAGAAGAGGAGAGUCGGCGUUUCCAAAAGCACAUGCAGGAAGAUAAAAAUUUGGUGCACGUGGCUCACGACCUCAUUCAGAAACUUUCCCCGAGAACAGGCAAUGUACGGUCCACGUUCUUCAAGGACUGCCUGUACGAGGUGUUCGACGAUUUGGAAUGCAAGAUGGAGCACGCCGGGAAACAUCUGCUGCGCUCCGUGCUGCAGUUAAUGGAAAGCGGCGCGCUGGUCCUCACCACCAACUUUGACAACCUGUUGGAGAUCUACGCGGCCCACCAAGGCACAAAGCUUGAAUCUUUGGAUCUGACCGAUGAGAAAAAGGUGUUGGAGUGGGCUCAGGAGAAGCGGAGGUUAAGUGUUCUGCACAUCCAUGGCGUUUACACCAACCCGUGCGGCAUUGUGCUGCACCCCGCUGGCUACCAGAAUGUACUGAGGAACACGGAGGUUAUGCGUGAGAUCCAGAAGCUGUACGAGACCAAAUCGUUUGUUUUCCUGGGCUGCGGGCGAACCGUUGACGACACAACCUUCCAGGCGUUGUUCUUAGAGGCGGUGAAACACAAGUCUGACCUGGAGCAUUUCAUGCUCGUGCGACGCGAGGACGUGGGGGAGUUCAAGAAGCUGCGCGACAACAUGCUGGACAAAGGCAUCAAGGUCAUUUCCUACGGGGACGAGUACUCGGACCUGCCCGAGUAUUUAGAGCGGCUGGCCAACGAGAUCUGCUUUCGAGAGGUGUCAACGAACGACUGGGGUAAGGUACAGUGUUCGUAUGUGGUUUGAUGGAUAGCGAUGAUCAAACUUACAUGACAUUAAUCAAGUUGUACGGUCAAAUAAAACUUGCAUCAUUGAUCAAUGGUACGGCUCACUCGCUGAGCUGAAGACACAUUUUGCACAUUUUUGUACAUGGCCUCAUGCGCAAUGGUACUUAUGCCACUUUUUUUUUAAAAACUCAUUUUACUGUACUUAUGUUUUGAUUGUUGACUUGAGCGAUGUGCCAACAUUCAUUUACUGUAUAACCUUUCUAUCUGUAUUUCCAGGGUUUUAAAAUGGGGGGUGGUGGGGGCAGCGGAACGGCUUUAACACUCAGUCAUACCUCCUUCAAGGUUAGGACUGAAUGCUUCUUCUCGCUGACUUCGAGCUGUGGCCACACACCAGAUUUCCACUUCAGCAAACAAGACUGUUCUUUCUGUAUGUCAGGAGUGCUCGAACGUAAAAAGGAUUUUUACUCCUUCGGGGCUCAAACUACCUGCGGAUGUUCUAAGUAAUUUCAGCUGACUGCAUGACAGCAUUCAUGAAAGCUGGCUUUGUCAGUAACUUCGCUGAAAUUCUCCAUGUUGUCUUUUUGUCUAAGUGCCACAGACCAUUGUUUUGGGGGGGGGGGGGGGUUGUGCAUUUCCUUACAACAAGGGGGCAGUCUGCUGCAAGUAUAGCAGCUGAUUGGAUUAACUAUGUAUGUCGUUCCCCCCCCAACAUUGUUAUUUAAAAGGGAAGCUAAAUGGAAGUUUGGGACACUCCAGAAAUACGUCUCUGCUGUUGAUGGUAAACUAUGAGAGAUGUGAUCUGUGAUCGCUCGCCCAUUAGUCAUCACAUUGGAAGGGGUAUCUUCAUGUUACCCCCUACUCACUGCAUGCAAACGCACACAAAUCCUACAAGGUUGGCGUCUGCCAAACGCAACACCCAACAAAAGGGUAACUUUUCAUUUGCGCUGUACUGCAUACAGGACUGGCACAAAUAUGUUAGAGACAAUUCGAAUUUUGUUCCUUUUUUGAAAGCCGUUGUCCUGCAAGGAGCAACUUGCCACUGGUGCAGACAUGUUCUUUGUAAGUAUUUUGUAUUUUUAAGUACCGAUGUGUGUGUUUGUGAUAUCGUAUUUAUAAGUACAAUUUUCAAAAUAAAGCUUUUGGCAUCUCA
This is a messenger RNA of Hippocampus zosterae (dwarf seahorse), 2570 nucleotides long. It is a transcript of the gene siral1, whose product is annotated as family with sequence similarity 118 member B. The transcript has 6 exons. The record is from RefSeq and is a predicted model, not a curated record. NCBI's taxonomy places the organism in Eukaryota, Metazoa, Chordata, Actinopteri, Syngnathiformes, Syngnathidae. Bases 420 to 1439 code for a protein of 339 amino acids.